Fusarium keratoplasticum is the source of this 2982-nucleotide messenger RNA. RefSeq lists its product as uncharacterized. The record is from RefSeq and is a predicted model, not a curated record. The coding region runs from base 1 to 2982 and encodes 993 amino acids. Gene Ontology annotation, biological process: regulation of DNA-templated transcription; DNA-templated transcription. The transcript has 4 exons. Lineage: Eukaryota; Fungi; Ascomycota; Sordariomycetes; Hypocreales; Nectriaceae. Gene Ontology annotation, molecular function: zinc ion binding; DNA-binding transcription factor activity, RNA polymerase II-specific; DNA binding.
AUGCAGCACGCGGUUGCGCAUCCUUCCCCGACGGCCAAUGGCGCCGGUGAUACCGGCAUCGUUGGCCAAAGGGAUGCGUCUCUUAGGUGCAAUAUUUGCGACAAGCUGUUUUCACGAUCCGAACACCUGGUGAGACAUGAGCAUAUCCAUCUGCAAGAAAAUCCCAUCGAGUGCGGAUACUGCGGAAAGGCGUUUGGCCGAAAAGACUCGGCUAAACGACAUGAGCGGUUGCACAUGAGGGAGGCCAGUGCAGGAGCUUCGGAAUUCCAAUCUGCCUCGCUUUGCCGAACCUGCUCCAACUGUGCCAGGUCGCGCAUAAAGUGCUCCGGCGGAACGCCAUGCAAGCACUGCGCGACCAGAAACCUCGACUGUGUGUAUCUCCCUCGCAAGCGGAGAAGGGUUCAGUACAGACAAGAUCACAGGCCCCAGGUUCAAGACCCGCCAUCGUUUGAAAACCUUGGUGGCAAUGUCAGUCAAUCUCUCGUGACGAAUGAUGUAGGUGUCAUGGCUCGGACAUGGCCAGACCAACAAGGUGAUUCCUCGCGCAACCAGGGUGCCGUAGGAGCCUUUGAUGAAGCUGUGAGCCCGCUGGCAUCGGAAAAUGAGCCCUUACGAGGUCAAUCUCGCCAGGAUUUCAUCUGCGAACUGCCAGCGAUAACUCAGUCGCCAGAGCGAUCCCUAGCCACGAAUUGGUUGCCGUUCGAUAUUUCCAUGGAUGUCGACCUCAUGCUGCCUAGCCCCGACAAGAUACUACCAACCUAUUCCCUAAAGGCUCCGACCAGACCUGCAAGCGCUGUUGAAGAGCGCGAAACAGGCACCAUCGCCGACCUCGAAGAAUCUCAAGGCGGCCCCAGCUUCGUCUUGCAACAGCAGGAUUGUGUGUCAGCGCUGAUCAGCUCCAUGGGCAGCGAUAUGCAAGGCUAUGCCGACUGCCCGAACAGCCCCCAGCUGAGCGUCUCGCCUUCUUCAACUCAGCAAACUAACUUGUACGUAGAUGGAGCGGGAUUUAGGUCAAGUCAAGCCGACCGCUGCAUCCGCGAGCGGCAGGGAAAGUACGCCACAAAGAGUGCAUAUGGUGAUGGUUCUGGGGGAAACUCUUGGCAAGCCGUGUUUUCUAGCAAGGUCCAUGCCAUGGAACAACAACCCGAUCUUCAGUACGAUGUCCUAGAAGACAUCUUUGAGGAAAUUCUCUCCAGGUUGUGUCCCUCAACAGGGGAGCCGCUGCUUUCUGAAGAAUUCUUGGCCAACAAAGCCUUCUUGCUGAAACGAUCGACCUUCAGCUUCUUGCUGAAGCUCUAUUUCACCAACUUCCACAAGCUAUAUCCCUUUGUUGACCGCUCAUUUCUCUGCAUCCCCAUAUGGGGUUGGAGUCUGACCUUGGCGGUGGCUGCAAUCGGUACACGAUACAUGGGCUUGGCGAAGCUUACCUCUCAUGGCGAGGAGCUCUGCGUCGUUCUCCACGAGCUACUCCUGAAACAGCUCCAGUUUGGUCGUGUCCAGGACUCGCUUCCCUACAUCCAAGCUCGUAUGUUGGCGGCUAUCGGUCUCUGCCAGAGCCGCCAACCCCAUUUAUUGAAGUGUGGGCAUAGCGCGUUGGCGUUGGUGACCAACUCUUGCCUUCAACUGCGACUUCUCGACGAGGAUGACCGGAUUGGCGCGCACCAGGAAGAUCAGAGCCUGGAACAAACAUGGAUAGCCUGGCGCUUCCGGGAAACACGCAGGAGGACGGGACUCUUCAUCUGGCUCACCGAUUGCUUUCUCGCGUUCGCCACCGAGAACCCUCCGACAUUGCCGCCCCAGAGACUGAAACUGAGACUGCCUAGUCCAGACGACUUAUGGGAAGCUGAAACCGUUCAAGGAUGGUUUGCCCUCGCACCAAAAGACAAUGCGCACGAAGGUGGUUCCGCCUUUUAUCUCGAGGAGUCGAUGCGGGAGUCGGUUCAGCACGUUACCCAGAAGCUGUGGCGAGGCUAUCCUGCACCGGACACCAUGACGCAGUUUUCCACUUUCAUCGUCCUGCAUAUGCUGUUGCGUCGUCGAUGGGACACAAGCCACUACCUUACAGAUUCAAUGUUGACUGUCGAAUCACCCAGCUCACGAGAACAAGCACCGCCCAAACACCGAUACGUGGGUGAGAUUCCUGCCUAUGUCAAGUGGCGGAACUGCACUUGCGAUUGUCUGGACUUGUUGCACUGGCAGGCAUUGAGUGCUUCUGCCAAGGGCGGAGCCUACGAAGCCCCGGUCUUCUUGCAUCUCCAUCUAGCGCGUCUGGUUAUCCUUGCUCCAGUACGAGAGCUUCUGGACCAUGUUUCUGCUGUCAUUCAGCUGGGCCCGUCACAGCUACUGCCGCACAAUUUAUACCACUUCCCAGAUCCCAACCAAGAAUGGGGCCGUACUCUCUUCACCUGGGCAUAUCAAGAUCGGUUCAAGGCGCGAUUAGCCAUCAUUCACGCCGGCGCAGUACUAUGGCAUACCCGGCGAUACUCAGCGGCAGCUUUCAUCGAGCCAUACACCAUAUUUCUUGCGACCCUGAUCCUAUGGGCCUUUGGUAUGGCUUCUAGCACGAUUAAAAAGCAUUUACUCAAGAAACCCGCCGAACCAGCGGAUCAGCUACUUGGCUCUAGAGAUAUUGCAGCGCAGAUGGGCUCUUCCCACUCGGUUUCGAGUCCCGAACCAUGCGACAGGCUGCUUCCAAGCAGCUUGUUUCGACCCCGAGACCCUUCAUUGAACGGGAGACGAAUGCCUCACUUGAUGCAACUGGACCGACCGAUUGACGAUGAACUAGUACAGCACUUUAUCCGUUCAGGGGACGGAAUGCAACUCUUCCUAGAGGGUGUAGAUGAUUUAUGCUCAGCGGAAGGACCAUGGCAGGUUCUUCACGAAGGCGUUGCGGUUCUACUGGCAGAACCAAGGAUUUGGACAAUUGCGGAAAACUAUGCUUCCACAUUAGCAGCAUUGGCUGCAGCUAGUAACACGCAGUGA